Xenopus tropicalis (tropical clawed frog) is the source of this 2876-nucleotide messenger RNA. RefSeq names its product Rho GTPase activating protein 25 (gene arhgap25). Gene Ontology annotation, molecular function: GTPase activator activity. NCBI's taxonomy places the organism in Eukaryota, Metazoa, Chordata, Amphibia, Anura, Pipidae. The coding region runs from base 325 to 2277 and encodes 650 amino acids. Gene Ontology annotation, biological process: signal transduction; regulation of small GTPase mediated signal transduction. The transcript is spliced from 11 exons. The record is from RefSeq and is marked provisional.
GUAAUGUAGCUGUCAGACUGGAGCAUCAGGUUUCUGUGUGCCUGCCCCCAGCACAGCCUACAGAGGAUUCUACUGGACACGGCUGGGAGCCUGGCUCCGUAGCCACACUGGCUAAAACAUCUGGACAAGCACAUGCCCAGACCACUGACAGAGCUGCAGAAAGCUGCCCAGGUCUCACCAGCUUUAACCUACAGGGCUUAAAAUCUGAAAGAGGAAGCCUGGGGGUUCCAUAGUGCAACAUGCUGAAUGGGACAAGGACCUGAGCGGCAAGACAAGUAGAUUCUGCCUACAUCAUUGGUGGUCCAGUUUUGCUCCUCUCCAAAAAUGUCACUGAGACUUCCCCGAAACUGGGACUUCAACAUGAAACCUGAUUUGGGCAAAAUAGUGCGGUCGGUCAGCGUGAUGUCCAGUGACCAUUCGGCAUCAUCUGCUCGCCUCCAUCACCAGAACUCCUUGGAAAAGCCGGUCAAGAGUGGUUGGUUGAAAAAACAGCAAAAGUCCUUUGUCAAAAACUGGCAGCAGAGAUACUUUGUACUGAAAGGACAGCAGCUGUGCUUCUACAAGGACCUGGAUGAUGGAAAGGCACAGGGCUGUCUAUUCCUUCCCCGGAGCACUGUCAGUGAGGUUUCCUCUAGUCCAGAUGAUGCUGGCAAGUUUAUAUUUCAGAUUAUUCCAGCGUCCUCCAUGGAGCAUAACAAACCCAUUCCAGAUCCUUACGUCCUGAUGGCGAACUCACAGGCUGAGAUGGAAGAGUGGGUAAAGGCCAUUAAAAGAGCAGCAGGCUUCCCAUCUGGAGCUGUGUUUGGUCAAUGCCUGGUUGACACUAUAACCUAUGAAAAGAAAUAUGGAAGGCACACAGUCCCUAUUUUAAUGGAGAAAUGUGCAGACUUUAUCAGAGAAAAAGGAAUGGAUGAAGAAGGAAUAUUCCGACUCCCUGGCCAAGACAAUCUGGUGAAGCAGCUGAAGGAAGCGUUUGAUGCAGGAGAGAGGCCUUCAUUUAGCAGUGAUACAGAUGUACACACAGUGGCAUCCUUAUUUAAACUAUACCUGCGGGAACUGCCCGAGCCUGCUAUACCUUGGCGACAGUAUGAGGAUUUUCUCUCCUGUGAGAAAAUGAUGAGCGUUGAUGAAGAAAAGGGGCACGGAGAACUGAUGAACCAAAUUUCCAUCCUUCCAAAGGAGAACUACAAUCUGCUCUGUUUCAUUUGCAGGUUCCUUUUUGAGGUGCAGAAGAAUUCUAGUGUGAACAAGAUGAGCGUGGAUAACUUGUCUAUGGUGAUCGGAGUCAACCUUCUCAAGCCACAGACGGAGGAUCCAGAGGCCCUCAUGAGAAGUGCUCCUCAGAUCCAAAGGUUAUUGACAGUGAUGAUUAGCCACCAUGAGAAGUUUUUCCCUAAAUCCAAAGACCUACCUGAGGAACCAGUAACCCAGAAGAGUGACCACAAGAAGGUGCAGGUACCACGCAGUUCGGUUGGGUGGGAUGCUGCUGAAGAAAUUGUGUCACCUGGAGCAGAGCAGCCUAAAAAAGACAUAUGUGGUUCCCGUGGUUCCUCCACAUCAGAAGAUGGGUUGGUAUCCCUAGAGGAGGAUGUCUCUUUAUUAAGGGACACCUCAGGAUCAUGGAAAGCAAUGCCAAGAAAAAGAACACAGACUCUGCCAAUAACAAAUCUACCGAUGAUGAAUAAACAUAUUGAUAACAAUAUUAGCCCCAAAGGGGAUCUGUUUAUUGGUGAGUUUUGGUCUUCACCUUCAAAACAACAGACUUCCAUAAUGUCUUCUCCCGGACACAAGAGGACACUGUCAGAAGAGUCAGAACGCCACCGUAGAUCCACUUAUGAUAAUGUACCAUUUUUACAAGGUGAAACGGGACCCUGCUCAUUGCCUUGUAUGGCUUCAAUGAGCACUGAGGAGAAGGUUGCUCAACAAACAAGGAUUGUAAAAAAUAGUGUUCAUAGCCCAGGGACCGAUAGCAAACAGGACAACAGCCAGGAAAUGUCCCUCAAACUAAUGGAGCUUCAAAGGGAAAGGGAAAAAGAAAGGAAAGAGCUAGAAGAAAGGAUUCAAAGCCUCGAAAAAGAAAACUAUGACACGUGGAAAAAGGUGGUGAAAUUACACGAAGAUUUGGAGACAGAAAAGAACAAGCAGAAGGCACUGAAAAUCACGCUACAGAAUGUUGAACGAUCUCGAGAUGAUGCCGAGAAGAGAAAUAAGAUCCUUGAACAGGAAAUUCAGGGGUUUGUGAGAGCCAUGGCCGCAUCAAGUACCAAGCCAGAAUAAGCAUUACUAUAUCUGUCAUAGAUAGCAGUCCUAUCUAUAGACAAAAACAGAUAGGAAAAUGGCAGCCUAAGAGAACUCAUCAAGGUACAUUUCAUUCCUGGAAAGUUAAAGUUUUCCUACCAGUGGGCAGAACAAAAACUAACAGAUGGAGCUUUACUUUUAGGGUCCCACAUGAAAGUAAAAUCUUUCUCAGAAAUUGGCCCAAAGACAGUUGUCUUGCACAGGGAUUCUACCUUGCUUUGCCGUGUCAAUAGGGAAAAACUGUUCCAUAAAGAUGACACCCUCAGGCAAGAACGUUACUUUAUCUUCUGGUUUGUCAGAAUCAGUGUCUAUGUUUCUAAAUGGCAAAACCGGAUCUUGAAGAAGCCAUUUCAGCAGGCAAUGUUCAGUAUUUCAGACUGCUGCCCUUUGAGUAUUUUUGCCUCAGAUAUCCACACUUUCAUUCUGUAUAUUCACAGUCCAGUGAUGUAGACUUGUUACAUUGAUGUUUUACAAGACUGUAUUCUAUAAUAUCUAAUCAUACAAUACUACAGCUAACGAGGAACCGCCAAAAUAUUUGCUUAUAUGAAGUUUUGUAAGAAUAAAUGACAAUAAUUUAA